GAGCGCUGCAAACGGAGCAGAGUUACGCGGAUACGGCGGAGCUUAUCCACCGGAGUCUCUCCCAAACUGCAACUCACACUGACACCCAAAUGGAUAUAUUCGUGACUUUGUUUUCAUUCUUCCUUUUUGCCAAACAAGUUUCCGGGUCCGAUCCAGAUUUCCAGCUCGAUAUCAUCAAUGAACUUGAUCAAGCAAACGCCACAUAUGGAAUUACUCAGGUGGCUGGUCUCCACAACGGCAGCAAAGCCUUCCUUUUCAGAGAUGUUGGGAGAGCAGUUCAAGCUCCAGCGCACAUCACAGAGAAAGUCGUGCAACUGUUCAGGAGUAAAACGGAGUUUACCUUCUUGGCCACCAUCCAGCAAAAGUCCUCCACGUCUGGAGUCAUAUUCUCCAUCCACGAGUCAGAACACAGUUACUUUGAGCUGGAGAGCAGCGGGGUGAGAGAGGAGAUUCGUUACCACUACCGCUUCAAAGGCAAGCCUCGAUCUGAGUCCUUCCCGUACCGUCUCGCCGAUGGCCAGUGGCACAAAAUCGCUCUCACUAUCAGCUCCUCACACCUUCUGCUGCAUGUUGACUGUAACAGGAUUUACGAGCGGGUUAUAGACCCUCCUCAGAUGGAGCUCACCCCAGGCAGUGGAGUGUGGCUGGGCCAGCACAGUCACAAGCAUGGCCUUUUCAAGGGCGUUAUUCAAGAUGUGAAGCUGAUCUUUGCGCCGAACAGCUACAUCAGUCAGUGUCCUAACCUUAACCGCACCUGUCCAACCUGCAGUGAUUUCCUGGGCCUGGUACAAGGCAUCAUGGACCUUCAGGAGCUCCUUGCCAAGAUGACUUUAAAGUUGAACUACGCUGAGUCCCGACUGACCCAGUUGGAGGAAUGUCACUGUGAGAAGACCUGCAGUGCCAAUGGUCUGGUUUAUCGGGAUAAAGAGAUGUGGGUGGAGCCCGAGAACUGCAGAAAUUGUGCAUGUAAAAAUGGAGUGGUCGAGUGUCGGAGGAUAUUUUGUCCUCCUGCAAAUUGUUCAGAAGACAUGCUGCCUGUUCAUAUGGAUGGGAGCUGCUGUAAGAAAUGCAGACCAAAAUGUACUUUCAUGGGUCGCGUCUUUUCUGAAGGCCAGCGUUUCUUAUCCCGGAGCUGCAGGGAAUGCAAGAAUGGCAUGCUGCUGAAAGUCUCUGAAACCUGUCCCGAACUCAACUGCACAAUCGGCGAACAGAUUCUACCGGAUGGGAAGUGUUGCAAUGUUUGCCGAGGUUAUGAUUUUUGUGCUGAUGGGCUCUUUUGUGGCGAGAAUUCGGAAUGUAAAAACCGGGAUACUAAAGCCGAAUGUGAAUGCAAGAACGGCUAUGCCUCCAUCCACGGGGACUCCACUUACUGCGAAGACAUCGAUGAGUGUGCGACUCAGAUUCAUUUCUGCCAGUCCAACACUGUGUGUGUCAACCUGCCUGGGAGCCACCGUUGCGACUGCAUGCCUGGCUUCAUCCGAGUGGACGAAUAUUCCUGCACAGAGCAUGACGAGUGCGCCAGCGGCCUGAAUUUAUGUGAUGAAAAUGCCAUCUGCACCAACACCAUCAGAGGACACCUGUGCACCUGCAAGCCAGGCUACGUGGGCAACGGCACCAUCUGCAGAGCGUUCUGUGAGGAGGGAUGUCGAAGUGGUGGCACCUGUGUGUCUCCCAACACGUGCGUGUGUCCUUCAGGCUUCACAGGGCGCCGCUGUGAGACAGAUAUCGACGAGUGUGCAGAAGGUCUGAUCGAGUGUCACAACCACUCCCGGUGUGUCAACCUGCCCGGCUGGUACCACUGUGAAUGCAGAAAUGGUUUCCAUGACAAUGGCUCUUACCAGCUGGAUGGGAGCUCCUGCGUUGACAUUGACGAGUGCAGUUUGCAGACACACACAUGCUGGAAUGACAGUGUGUGUGUGAACCUUCCGGGAGGCUACGACUGUGUGUGCAUCACUGGUCCAGGAUGCAGCGGCGACUGUCCACAGGAAGAGGAAAUCAGGCGCAAUGGAGAGAACUGGAAACCCAGCGAUGACGUUUGUGCCAUCUGCUCUUGCAAGGAGGGGCAGACAUACUGCCGGAGGAGACCAUGCGAUUGCGGAGACCCAGAUGAAGAUCUGUUCUGUUGUCCCAGUUGUGACAACCGGCCCAGCAGCCAGUGUCUGGACCAGAGUGGACGAACCCUGUAUCGCAGUGGAGCGACGUGGCUGUAUGGCUGCCAGCAAUGUCGAUGCAUGGAGGGUGAGGUUGACUGCUGGCCGCUGCCCUGUCCUGUGCUGCUGUGCGAGUACACAGCGAUGGCAGAGGGUGAGUGCUGCCCUCGCUGUGUCGCAGACCCCUGCCUGGCCGACAACAUAUCCUACGAUAUCAGGCGAACAUGCCAGGACCCUGCAGGCAUCGACCGCCUCAGUGGUGACACGUGGCAUAUGUCAAAUUCACCGUGCACAGCCUGCAAGUGCAAGAAUGGGAACGUUUGCUGUUCGGUGGAUCUGGACUGCCUUCAGAACAACUAGAGCUAUCCAGCGGCUCCUCCCCUUCUCGCCCCUGACUCCUCUCUUCACUGCAGGACUGCCACGCCCCUUUCCCCCAACUCUCCCUCCUCUGAAUGAGACAGGCACUCACAUGCGCAUGCCAAUGUGUGCACGCAGAAUAAACACUGGAGAAGA
Molecule: messenger RNA, 2663 nt
Organism: Synchiropus splendidus (mandarinfish)
Lineage: Eukaryota; Metazoa; Chordata; Actinopteri; Syngnathiformes; Callionymidae
Product: protein kinase C-binding protein NELL1-like
Exons: 20
Coding region: 90-2510 (806 amino acids)
Molecular function (GO): calcium ion binding; protein binding
Source: RefSeq, a predicted model, not a curated record